CAGAGUUCUCAUCAAGUACCUCACUCUUCGUUCACCGUGCCUACACAUAAUCGCUCACUGGGAACGUAUAGGAUCGUUCGACAGGGCCGCGACGCUGGAAAUCCCGCUCUGUCCGCGUAUAUCCCGGUCUGCUCAACAUCAUGUCGAACCAACGCUAUGUCCAGAUGCAGAGCAUGAACAUGGCACACAGCAAUGACCCGUCCGCCUAUCAAUCCUCAGCACAUUAUCAGCAACAACAGCAACCAAGUACGUCUUACAACCAUAUGAUGGAUCAGAAUAUACAUAGCAAUAUUCGCGGUCAUAACAAUAACAACGGCGAGCCGGACCAUGAGCAUGUCGAAUCGCCAGAAGAGAUGGAGAACGAGGUGUAUGAGAUGAGCGACACGAAGCGGAGCAAGCGGGAACCGGGUGGGAAGAAGAUCAGGUCGUGCAUCUAUUGUCGUCGGAGUCAUAUGGUUUGCGAUACAGAGCGGCCGUGUCGAAGAUGCGUUAAAAGAGGUAUAACCCACCUCUGCUUAGAAGAUUCCAAGCUCGCCGCCAAACAACUCGCUGCGCAAGCCGUCCGGGCUGCCCAGAAGCGAGCUGGUGGUGGGGGUUCUGGAUCUGAACUGUAUGCCGGUGAAAUGACGACUGUCGCUGCCGAUGGAGGUGGAACAGUCGGGCACAAGAGAAGGAGGACAUCUUCCACGGGCACAGGUUUCCCGCAGAUGGGCCAAUCGCAGUCACAAUCACGGCCGCAACAAGCGAUUGAAAGAGACCGGGAAGAGAGAACGGAUCAGGUCGGCUCGUCUUCGUCCUCGCCAGCAGCUGUAUGGGGAAAUGCGCAGGGGUUUCACGAUUAUCAAAACGGGGGUCAAUCACUGCAGGGCCAGGAUCCCGUGGCUUCGACGUCGAAUUGGGCUUUUGCACCGAAUAUCAGUCGCACAGAUGACGCUAGCAAUAUCAACGUCAAUGAUAACGCGAUGGGUGAGUCAAGCCGUCUUUCCGGGCCAUCGGACAUGCCCAACAUGUGGCCGGGAAACGAAGCAAUGGGCAUGCUUCCGCUCAACGCUGCCAGCUCCAGCUCGAACGCACCGUUUACCGUGAAUCGGGACAUCUAUGCGCUUGGAUCCUCUUCUUCGUCAUCGGCCCUGCAGAGGCCCGAGGACAAUGUCUCCAACAUUGCCGGUACCAACAACAACAGCAACCACCUUUCAGGUCGUCAAGACUCGAACAAGUACCUCAAUGUGCCACUCAACAAUGCCCCGCGCCGAGCAUCUGCCGAAAGAGGUGGAGAAUUUGGGAUUCUCUCUGAAUACCUCGAGAGUCUGGGUAUCCCAUCUUUACCCGGGGGACUCGGGGAUGUGCUGACCGAGACGGCACAGACGCAAACGUUGAACCCUCAAGUUCUCUCCGGCCCCGGACCUAGUCGAACGAAUAGUAAUGCGACGGGAAAUAAUGCGCUCGGAAGUGCGGGGGCAGAGGAUGAUCAGGAUCAGGUUGGAAACGGGUUGAUCGGGCUGGACGCCUUGGAUGACUACGGAAUUGACUGGAAUGCCCUGGGGAUGGGCUUGUUCAAUGUCGAGACGGAUGCCAAUGCCAAGAGGUUCGAAACGGCUCAAGCUCAGGAGGACGUUAAGCCGCUCAUUCCCGAGGCUAGUAAUACGGAAAAGUUUUACCUCGCAGCUGCUGAUCAACAAUCGGGGACGAGGGACGAGAGACUAAAGAAGGUCAUACAGGCGAAAUACGAGGCGGGGCUAUUGAAGCCUUACGAUUACGCGCGUGGCUAUGCGAGGAUGUACAAGUGGCUCGAAAAGAACGUCUCACAAGCUUCGAUUCAAGCGAUUCUCCGACCGAUGUCGGUUUUCCGACCGGCGUUCCGCGCUAUUGCGCAGAGCCUGAGCGAUCUCGACUUGAUCUUUGUCGAAGAGGCGUUCGAACGUUUAAUGCUUGACUAUGACCGAGUCUUUUCGGCCAUCCAUACCCCUGCUUGCCUAUGGCGUCGUACGGGCGAGAUUUACAAGGGCAACAAGGAGAUGUCGAACUUGACCGGAAUCCCGUCGCAGUGCUUUCGAGGGGGGAACCUUGGCAUCUUCCAGUUGAUGGACGAAGAGUCGGUCGUCAAGUACUAUCAGUUGUUCGGGAGCAUAGCUUUCGAUACCAACACAAAAUCCGUCAAUACAGUCUGCACGUUACAGAUACCAUCUCACUUGACUAGGACUCUCCGAGGUGACAACACAGUCGCACAUACGACCGCCACGACGAGCCCAGUAUUAGGACCCGCACCGACACACCCUUUCAACAACUCGACAUUCAAUUCGCCAACAUCUUCGCCGUCUAACGCUCUUGGCGGCAGUGGAUCUCGUCUCAAACCCCAAAAUUCGUCCUCGAUACCUACCCUGAGCCUGGGCCAAUCAAUGACAGGUAACGAGCAAGCUCAGGAAGCCAAAGUCAUCAAGUGCGCUCUGAAUUUCACUAUCAGGCGCGAUUCUUGGGGCAUGCCCAUAGCGAUCAUUGGCAACUGGAUUCCAGUCUGAGGGUACAUGCGUCGUCAUCAUCAAGGCGCGAGGGGGGUGAUUGU
Molecule: messenger RNA, 2560 nt
Organism: Filobasidium floriforme
Lineage: Eukaryota; Fungi; Basidiomycota; Tremellomycetes; Filobasidiales; Filobasidiaceae
Exons: 8
Coding region: 141-2516 (791 amino acids)
Biological process (GO): regulation of DNA-templated transcription
Cellular component (GO): nucleus
Molecular function (GO): zinc ion binding; RNA polymerase II transcription regulatory region sequence-specific DNA binding; DNA-binding transcription factor activity, RNA polymerase II-specific
Source: RefSeq, a predicted model, not a curated record